AUGAUGCGUCUGCAUGCUGGUUUGCUGUUAGUUGCAGCCCUUUACGUCGGUGGCGCUCAUUUAUGGGCAACAGAAUCGAAUCGUGCAUUGGAGGAUUCGUUGAUGAAAACAUACAAUCGAAAGCAUAGACCCGUUAAGAAAGAAUCAACAGUCACGCAAAUACAAAUUUAUUUGCUGAUCAGCCAUGUUGAAAAAGUGGAUGAGCACGAACAAACGAUGAUGUUGCAUGGUUUGUUGUGGGCAACAUGGGUCGAUGAAUACUUGCGAUGGGAUCCAACCAAAUACAAUAAUACUCGAAGAAUUGCAAUCGAAAGCUGGAAAAUUUGGCAACCAUCUUUAUCACUAUAUAACAGUGCAAGAGGAAACAGUUGGUUUUUGCAUAUGGGUGGAUUACCGGCAUCAGUAAAUAGUGACGGUAAAGUUUGGUCAUCUGGCUCGUUCAGUUUUUAUGUUACGUGCAUGUUCGACUUCACAAAUUAUCCAUUCGAUGAACAGGAAUGUCCAAUUGUUAUUGCGGAUUGGGUUUACGAUCUCUCGAAAGUGAAUCUGUCGGAUCCGUCCGGUAACACUCCGUGGAAUAAGCCAGCCGUGAAAUUAAGCUACGAUCCGCUAAGCAACACUAAUCCAAAAAAACAUGCUGCAGGUUGGGAGGUUCGAGACACAUGGCGUCGACAGUGCUAUUGGGGUCCGGCUGGUUGCAAAGAUGAACCACCCGAAGGGCAGCCUGAAUGGUUUUGGUCUCUGAUUGAAUUCGGCAUCAGAAUCAAGCGACAAGCGCCGUAUUUUGGUUUAACUGUCCUUCUACCAAGCGUAAGUUGUACCUGUGAAAAUAGUCUGAACAGUGCGAAUGCAUUGAAGCUGUAUUUGCAAGAAAAUUAUUCGUUUCGCAGUGAAUGUGAGUUAGUAACAAGUGUGCUGACUUUGGCCGUGUUUUGGAUUGACACGUCUUCAUUAGCGAUCGCAGUUACCACAUUCAAUAUCCUCCUUCAAGGUUUGUUCGGAUGGGACCUUAUCAGGAAACUACCUCCUGGAAGUGGAACUACUCCCAAGAUUGUUUCAUUGUAUGGAUUCAACUUAUCUCUAACGGCAAUCGCAUUCGUUUUGCACGUUAUCAUAAACUACCUGGAGAAUACACUCCCUGACGAUAUCGAAUUACCCUUCCAGGCAAGACACUUCAACCUUUCAACAUCGUUGACUAAUGUUACGGAACGACUUCGUCAAAUGAGUCCGUUCAAGGUGAAAGGGCUCUCGUUUGAUCCACAGCAAUUGCUCACUGGUGAAAGUGAAGAGGAAAGUUUUGCGACGAUUGAUCCAGACCAGAAUCCAUCGAGUAUUCUUGUUAUGGAAUCUGAAUCUAACAGAGGAGAUGACGAUCCAACGUUUAGAAAUCAUGUCGACAGCAACGAAAUUGCACUAGAGGAUGCAUCUCCGACCGUACCAACAUCACAGCAACCCCGAAAAUCUCUAUCACACCCGUUGAACUCUGAGCUUGGGCAUAUAGCCCAACAGCUCUAUAUAGUGCGUCGGCUCAUGUUCUUCAUUUACCUUUUGAUGUACGUAAUAACGUUACCGAUUUGUCUCUUUUAA
This is a messenger RNA of Anisakis simplex (herring worm), 1587 nucleotides long. NCBI's taxonomy places the organism in Eukaryota, Metazoa, Nematoda, Chromadorea, Rhabditida, Anisakidae. The record is from the annotation of a GenBank genome assembly.